GUAGAAAAUAAAUUUAAUUCGCUUCAUACUCGCUCACACUCAUGAUUUUUACACGAAAAACAUAUUAAAUCACAACAGCUAGGAGCGACUAGAAGACCUCCACAUGCUAAGUUCAAGAAGUGGCACUUCUGGAGAUGAUGGCUCUAUAACUGCACAAGCAGAAAAAAGAGUCGAUGAUAACAUCAAAGCGCCACCUAUUGGCUGGAGUGUCGGGCUUAAAGAUGUCCAGGUUACAAGUGCCCAUCGAACUCACAGGCACAUAACCAAGUGCCAUUUGCUUGAAGAAUACACCAAGCUGCCAAAAACUGCAAAUGUACAACCUGAAUGUACCAGCCUGAAGCGAACCCGCUCCGAGGAGUUUGCUUCCAAGCAAGAAGAUGAAUUCGUGGAGCAUAGAUCAUCGAGUCUUUCUCAGCUAUCCGACGUUACCAUCAAGCCCACCUGCGAGGUGAGUAGUCAGACCUCGUGGACUGCAGCGGAUCAGAGUAACACGGAUGCCAAGCAGUUGGAGGCGAAGUUGGCGGCUGUGUGCGGAGGUAUCGAGCCUGAAACGGACAAGCCCAGCAAGAUCCUGCAGCACACGAUCCACAUCGAGGUGGAGUCGGUGACAUCGCUCACGGCUAUGCAGAGGCCUCCACUGCACCAAAGGAUGUGGCAGGUCCUUGUGCAGGCGGGGGAUGCGAUUGUCGCAUGUGCCUACAUGAUCGGCGAGAAUCUGACACUUGCGCUUUUCAUUAUCCUGUGCCUAUGGUGCCUUUACCUGUUAUUAAGCCACUUUUACGGCAACUUGCAGACCAAUGUCAACCAGCAGAACGAGUUGAAGCGCAACCUUUUGCGCGGCAUACCGCCCAAAUACGGCACAGUGUAAUAAGGAAGAUUCGUU
Molecule: messenger RNA, 883 nt
Organism: Drosophila erecta
Lineage: Eukaryota; Metazoa; Arthropoda; Insecta; Diptera; Drosophilidae
Exons: 2
Coding region: 104-868 (254 amino acids)
Source: RefSeq, a predicted model, not a curated record